Messenger RNA from Dioscorea cayenensis subsp. rotundata (Guinea yam), 1718 nucleotides. RefSeq names its product ultraviolet-B receptor UVR8. The coding region runs from base 20 to 1303 and encodes 427 amino acids. The transcript has 6 exons. NCBI's taxonomy places the organism in Eukaryota, Viridiplantae, Streptophyta, Magnoliopsida, Dioscoreales, Dioscoreaceae. The record is from RefSeq and is a predicted model, not a curated record.
UUCCCCAGUUCCGAAGAGGAUGCUCUUGCUUCUGAAGAGACGACGGCCAUGGCGUCGUCUUCUCCGGGGCUUCUCCGUCUGGAGCUUCGGGGACGCAAGCAAUGGUGCGCUUGGACUUGAUUCCCCGAUGCUCGACGCCUAUGAGCCUUCCAGAGUGGAUUCGCUGCCGGAAAGCGUCGUGGCGGUAGCGGCGGGGCACUACCACUCGCUCGCCGUGACGGCGGAGGGAGAGAUCUGGGCGUGGGGGCGGAAUGAGGAGGGGCAGCUUGGGAGAGGUGGGGUAGCUCAAAGAGAUACAUGGAGAAAGCCAGAAAAGGUCAUUGGGUUGGAUCAUGUAAAAGUUCGAGCUGCAUUUGCAUCUGGUGUUGUUUCUGCAGCCGUUGGGGUUGAUGGCUCUUUGUGGGUGUGGGGUAAAUCUAAGCGGGGCCAGCUUGGUCUUGGGAAGGGAGUGGUAGAAGCUGUAUAUCCUUCCAAAGUUGAGGCUCUUUCAGGGCUAGAUAUAACCAAGGUAUCAUUUGGCUGGGGACAUGCAUUGGCCCAAACCAAGGAAGGGAAAUUGUUCGGCUGGGGUUAUUCAGAAGAUGGAAGAUCUGGGCACAUGGGUCAAACAUUGAACACAGCAACUACACAGCUUCCCAGAGCACAAGAACUUGUGGAGGAAUCCACAUUGCUUGAAGUUGCAGAGAAGCUAGUGGCUGAAAAAAUAGAGAAGGAAGACAAAAUGCCUAUCAUUUGGCAACCGACCAUGGUGACCGAACUAAGCUUUCUCAAUAUAUCAGACAUAGCUUGCGGACUUGAUCAUUCUCUGGUGCUUUGCAGUGAUGGCAAGCUAUUAAGUUUUGGAAGCAACACAUAUGGUCAGUUAGGAAGGAAUACAGAAGGCUCUGUGAUACUACCAGUCCUUGUUGAUUUGCAUCCCCUCACCGUGUCCGCCGGCCUUGGUCACUCCCUAGUCUUAUGUCGAAUUCCAUCAAAUGAAAGUGCUAGAGAGGACAAUGCUGUUCUUUCUUGGGGAUGGAAUUGUAGUUAUCAGCUCGGUCGUCAGGGACCAGAAACCAUCCCGGGAUUGGUUGAAGGUCUAGAAGGAGAAAGACCGGUGUCGAUCUCUGCAGGUCGUGUUCACUCCAUUGUUCUCACUUCAAAAGGAGAGGUAUGGUCAUGGGGUUCAGGUAGAAAUGGCAGGCUAGGAUUGGGAAGCUCAACCGACGAAAUGGAGCCAGCUCUGAUUGAAUCUUUAGAUGGCUCAGAGGUGCUGCAAGCCGUCGCAGGUUUUGACCAUAAUCUGCUCCUUGUCGCUGAAUGAUAAUUCAUUCGAGCUCGUACUUAAUUGCAGAUGUUUAAAUUCCUGCCAUCCUUUCAAAGCUUUUGUCAAUGCAGCCAGUAAUUGUGAUUUGUCUGCGCAAUCGAAUUAAAGAAGGAAGAUUCCUCAAAAUGUGGCUAUGCACUCUGCUUCUUGUAUUUUCAAGGAACAAAAAUAAAAUAACUUGACUGAAGAUGAAGAUGAGGAAAAAGGGGUGGUGAGUGAUGACUAUUAUUAAUGUAAAAUACUUUUAUUUAUCUUUUAGCUCUGAUCACAAAAAUUGUCAUAUUAUUUCAUAAUUAGAAAAUAAUUAAGAGAUUUUUGACAAUUUUACUCUGACUAACAAUCACUAGAUGUCCUAGUGAAAUUUACCAUGCCUGUUUGUCCCUUUUAACACUUCUUAUGAGCGGUGCUUGUU